CAAAUUUGGUCCUUGACACUCUAAAACUACUGUAGACAAAAGGAAACAAAAAUGGAAAACAGUAGUAGUAGGUCGGAGCAGACAGUUGAAGAUGGGAAACUGUAUAGACACCUCAAUUCUCUUAUCGUCGCUCAUCUUCGUCACAACAAUCUCACUCAGGCUGCAACUGCUGUUGCUUCAGCGACCAUGACACCAUUCAAUGUACAAGCUCCGCCCAACAAGCUUCUUCAAUUGCUUUCUAAGGGUCUUGCAGCGGAAAAGGAUGACUUGCCAAGAGGGAUUUCAUCUUCUCCUUUUCAAGAUUUGGGUGCAUCAUUGCCCUUGCCUCGUCCCGGUGCAACAACCAUUGAUUUCAGCUCUUUGUCAGAUAUAAAAGGUUCGUCAAAAAGUUUCCCAAAGCAUGAAACACGACACCUUUCAGAACACAAGAAUGUUGCCAGGUGUGCUAGGUUUAGUCCUGAUGGAAGAUUUGUUGCCACUGGAAGUGCAGAUACAUCAAUAAAACUAUUUGAGGUUUCAAAGAUCAAGCAGAUGUUGCUCCCAGAUGCAAAGGAUGGUCCUGUGCGGUCUGUAGUAAAAACAUAUUAUGACCAUAUACAGCCAGUAAAUGAUCUGGAUUUUAAUCCGCAAGGUACUAUCCUGGUUUCUGGAGCCAAAGAUCAGACAAUAAAGUUUUUUGAUAUUUCAAAAACCAACGCCAAGAGGUCAUACAGGGUUAUCCAGGACACGCACAAUGUUCGCUCUGUAUCUUUUCACCCCUCAGGAGACUUUCUGUUAGCAGGCACUGAUCAUGCAAUUCCACAUUUGUAUGAUAUAAAUACCUUUCAGUGCUAUCUGUCAGCAAAUAUCCCAGAUGCUAACCCUAAUGGAGCCAUCAACCAGGUUAGAUAUUCUUGUUCAGGUUCCAUGUAUGUUACAGCAUCGAAAGAUGGUGCGAUUCGGUUGUGGGAUGGCAUCACUGCCAAUUGUGUGCGCUCAAUAACUGCAGCACAUGGAACAGCAGAGGCUACUAGUGCAGUUUUUACAAGCGAUCAAAGGUUUGUCCUCUCCUGUGGGAAGGAUUCUACCAUAAAGCUUUGGGAGGUUGGCUCAGGCAGAUUAGUCAAACAAUAUCUCGGCGCCAUACACACACAACUGAGAUGUCAGGCUAUUUUCAAUGCAACAGAAGAAUUUAUUCUCUCCAUAGAUGAACUGAACAACGAGGUCAUUAUCUGGGAUGCGAUGACAACAGAAAUAGUAGCGAAAUGGCCUUCUAAUCAUGUUGGUGCACCGCGCUGGCUUGACCACUCCCCUGUAGAGUCUGCUUUUAUUUCAUGUGGAACUGAUAGAUCAAUUCGAUUCUGGAAGGAGGUUUAAUUUAUGAGAAAUGCUAGGGUCACACCCUCUAACAAACUACAAUGAUAAUUAGCCACAUCAUCUCCUCUUUUUAAAUGCUAUAACCUUAGCCGGUUGUACCAAGUUGCUAAAGUUAAAAAAUGAAAAACUGGUGCUCUUUUUGUUUUUCUCCGUCUUUGAAUUAAAACAUGAGGCUCUUGAGUUGAGUUGGUUAGAAGAGGAAGAGAGUUGGUGUUGUUUGUUUGAUGCAAAUAAGGCGAGGAAGGGACAAACUUACAAUCAAUUAUUUCAAUUCAAUUUCCGUUCCUUUCAAUUCCUUUCCGCAUUUUCACCGUAAUCAAAUCGUUCAAUUUUGCAGACAAAUUUCAUUAUCAAUUUUUGCAUUAAAUCAUUCGUAGUUGGCACAAUGAAUUUUCUGAUGUGUCGAGUGUGUACUCAGAGCGCACACCGUUUCCAGAACCUCAUAUUGAUGUGCGUCAGAGUCAGCAUCCUCUGGAUCUUCUUUUGAGUCUCAUAAAUUUAGUUAUAAUGUUGAUUUGAAUUCAAAGUAUCACGAUUUGCUGAUUCUAAAGAGGAUGAACAACAAGAAAGUCAGGGAGAAAGACAGAGAAAAAUAGUCCCAGUUUUUAUUUUUAUUUUUUAACUUUGGCAACUUGGUACAACCGGUUAAGGGUAAAGCAAUCAGAAAGAGGAGAUGAUGUGGAUAACUAUAAUUGGAGUGUUUCAAAAAAGCGUGUUAGAGCGUUCAAAAAGUGUUAGAGGAUAUGACCCUAGCACAUUGGAGUGUGUUAAUUAACGAGAUCAAUGAAUAAAAUUUAAUUCAGAAAAUCUCUAUCACCCAGUUUGAUGUGUACUAUGUUACCCUGCAAAAUCAGUAAAUGCAUUUACUGCAUAAAGUAACAACUGUUUGUUUCAGUCCUGUUUGGACCAACUUAGAGUAAUUAAUUAUAGCUUAAGAAGA
Messenger RNA from Medicago truncatula (barrel medic), 2296 nucleotides. RefSeq names its product cleavage stimulation factor subunit 50. The transcript is spliced from 14 exons. The record is from RefSeq and is a predicted model, not a curated record. Lineage: Eukaryota; Viridiplantae; Streptophyta; Magnoliopsida; Fabales; Fabaceae. Bases 52 to 1356 code for a protein of 434 amino acids. Gene Ontology annotation, biological process: mRNA 3'-end processing. Gene Ontology annotation, molecular function: protein binding; RNA binding. Gene Ontology annotation, cellular component: mRNA cleavage stimulating factor complex.